This is a messenger RNA of Paramuricea clavata, 1212 nucleotides long. The record is from the annotation of a GenBank genome assembly. NCBI's taxonomy places the organism in Eukaryota, Metazoa, Cnidaria, Anthozoa, Malacalcyonacea, Plexauridae.
GCAUUAUGUAAUUAUUUGCGUGCCCAGUGGCGGGAAAUACAAAUUUUUGUUUACAUUAUAAUUAUGCUAUUACCAGCGAUUACAGCAGCUUUAGGCAGAUUAUUUUCCUUAAUUUUCCAAAUGUAUGCAGUAAUUUUGGCUUGGAAGAUAUAUGUUAAGCAUAGAAAUGAUGCUAUCAUGGCAUUUUUGUUGAGAAGGCGAUCGGGUUUUUACCAAAAGUUGAAACAUGCAAGACGACGACGACUGUUUUCGAAGAAGCGAAGAUUUUGGGUUCAACCUGGCAGGACAGAAGAAUGGUGGCAAAAUAUGAUCAGUGGAGAAGCUCCAGAAGAAACGUGGAAAAACAAUUUUCGUCUUCCGAGAGAGGUGUUUAUGGAGUUCGCAGAGGAACUACGUCCAUACAUCUCACCAAAUCUCUCGUCACCUAAUUAUAGAGCAUUGUCAGCGGAAAAGAAACUUGCCCUAACAUUGUAUUAUCUUAAAGAUACCGGCUCUCUUGUGAUGACUGCGAAUACAUUUGGUAUUGCAAUAAAUACUGCUUCUGUAAUCAUUGCUGAAGUGUGUAUGGCAAUUUCAAAGAACCUAGGACCAAAAUACAUUCACAUGCUAAGAAACCAUGAAGUAAUGCGAAAUAAGGUGUCCGAAUUUGAAACAAAGUUUGGAAUGAUUCAAGCAAUGGGUUGCAUUGAUGGUACACAUAUACCAAUCAAACGGCCUGUUGAAAACUCGCAGGAUUAUUUUUGCUACAAGCAGUUCAACUCCCUUAAUGUACAAGCAGUUUGUGAAUGUAAAGGCUUAUUUAUGGAUGUUGAGUGUCUAUGGCCAGGCAGUGUGCAUGAUGCCAAAGUGUUUGCUAAUUCCUCUAUUAAUGACAAGCUGCAAAGUAACAAACUACCUGAAAUCUUUCAGUCAGUUGUUCCUGGUUGUAACCUUGUACCAAAUUACCUGAUAGGUGACCCUGCAUAUCCCUUAACCCCAUUUUGUAUGAAAGAAUAUGAAAGCUGUAGAAGCAAUGAACAGGUUGUUUUUAAUCAAAUGCUUAGGUCAGCAAGAAAUCCAAUUGAGUGUGCUUGUGGACGUCUCAAGGCACGAUGGUCAAUUCUCACCAGAAAAAUGGACUUAUCAUUGAACAUACUCCCAAUAGUUAUUUAUGCUUGUUUUACAUUGCAUAAUUUUUGUGAACAGCAUAAAGCACAUGUUGAUCGUGAACAG